This is a messenger RNA of Microdochium trichocladiopsis, 2901 nucleotides long. RefSeq lists its product as uncharacterized. The transcript is spliced from 5 exons. NCBI's taxonomy places the organism in Eukaryota, Fungi, Ascomycota, Sordariomycetes, Xylariales, Microdochiaceae. Gene Ontology annotation, molecular function: zinc ion binding; DNA-binding transcription factor activity, RNA polymerase II-specific; DNA binding. Gene Ontology annotation, cellular component: nucleus. The coding region runs from base 74 to 2803 and encodes 909 amino acids. The record is from RefSeq and is a predicted model, not a curated record. Gene Ontology annotation, biological process: regulation of DNA-templated transcription; DNA-templated transcription.
CUUACUCCCGCUCACCCUCUCCAUCGCGCGGAUAAUAGCUCCGUCGGUUCUCGUCAAACACACCACUCUCUUCAUGAUGGACACGGAAAGCACCUCGCGCCGCGUCGAGAAACGCAACCGGCCGCCGAUCUCGUGCGAAGCAUGUCGGACUCGAAAACUCAAGUGCAGCCGGACGCUGCCCUGCGACUCGUGCGUCCGGCGCGACAAGGCGGCGUCGUGUAGCUAUGCCAGCAACGCCGUGCGGAGUGGCGGCCGGCCAAGCGGCAGUGGCAACGGGGCCAGGUCUGCAAAGUCGAGGGACCUGAAGGACAGGCUGAGCUCCCUGGAGACGCUGGUCUCGUCGUUCCUCGCGCAGGGCAAGGCCCAGGAGACGAGCCUCCCGGGCGCGUUGAAUGAAGCACUAGUGGUCGGCAAGAAUGGCCUGCAGUCUAAAAUCGACAUGACGGCGGACAAGCUCAGGCAAACGUCCAUGUCCUCCGGGUACACACAGAACCGAAAGAUUCUGCCGUCUCCAGCCAGUCAGGCUGCUACGACAGGGGCAGGGACAUCAGACGCGGUGCAGACAGCAGUCAACUACGUCGAUCCAAGCCACUGGUUGUCCAUCCUCGACGACAUCAAGGAGGUUCGCGAACACCUGGCCGAGACGUCGGACCACUCUGCAAGCACGUCCUCGGCGUCGCACACGCCUGACACGGCGACAGCGAGCGAGAUGCCUAGCGGCGGGUCAGAUGCCAGUCUCUUGCUGGGAGGGGUGCCAGGACUGCAGUCCUCAGCCACGUUGGACGAGAUCCUCGCUCGCCUGCCUGCCAGAUCGGUCUGCGAUAUGCUGUUGUCGUGGUACUUCAACUCACAGUUCAUGGUUCUGGGGGUCUUGCAUCCUGCCCAGUUCCAAAGCGAGUACCAACGAUUCUGGAUGUCGCCCAGAACAACCUCACCCCUCUGGAUCGGCCUUCUCUUCGCGGUGCUGGGCAUUGCCACCUGUCUGCGGACCAUCUCUGGCAUCACCUCGGAGGCCACGGACAAGGACACGACGGCGACCGCCGUUGCCUCGAUCCCCACGUUCCAGCAGAGCACCUUGCAGUGCCUCAGCCUCGGCCGAUAUGCCACGGCUAACGCGCACGCCCUCGAGGCCUUCCUCCUCCACCUGCAGGUCACCUUCAUGGGCCACGCCCUGGCGGCCGUCUCCUCGCCCUGCGCCGCCGCGAGGCUCAGUAACAACACGGCCCUGAUCGAGGCGUGGUUCCUCAUGGGCACCAUCAUCCGCCUGGCCUUCCGGAUGGGCUACCACCGCGAAGACCCUUCGCUCUCUUCGGCCCCGCAGCCUCACAACAAUGCCAGCAACGGCAGCGGCAGCCGGCAACCCGGCGCGAAGCGCGUGACCGUCUUCGAGGCCGAGAUGCGCCGCCGCGUCUGGCUCAACAUUUUCCAGAUCGACGCGCUGCUGUCCUUCCAGAUCGGCCUGCCCAGCAUGAUCCCCCAGGACGCCUGCGACACCAGGAUGCCCCUGAACCUCGACAAUACCGACCUCUUCCCAAAGAUGACGGCGCUCCCGCCACCCAAGCCGCUCGAGCAGCAGACCUCGGUGCUGUACACGAUCGUCAAGGCGGGCGUCAUGGCCGUGUUCAAGAAGAUCACGGGGCACACCAUGGCGCUGCCCCGCGGCGAUGGCGGCGGCGGCGGCGGCGGCGGUGGUGGAAACGAAGAUGAGCACACCGAGGAAAGGUAUACGGCCGAGCAGCAGUAUGAUCGCAUGACCGCCGCUCUGGACGCCGAGAUGAGGCACGUGUAUAGCAGCCAGGUCCCCGAGCUCAUGCGUGCGCGGGAUGUCGGGCAGACGAGCAUCAUGGACAACGCGUGCCUGAUCUGCCAGCGGUCCACGGUCGAGAUCCUGCAUCUCAAGGGGCUGGUCGUGCUGCACCGGCGCUAUGUCACGUACAGCCGUCACCACGAGCGUGGCAAUGGGCACGACGCGGACGGCAAUGCCACGAACAGCCAACCGGCAGGCUCUCUCACUCAGGACGAGCAGCAGAAGCAGCAGCAACAACAACAGCACCGUGGAUUCCGCAGGGCGUGCGUUGCUGCCGCGCUGGACAUCCUCGCGCGCCAGGCGGACCUUCAUGCCGCCUGCAGUCCUGACGGCCGGCUUUACCACGACCGAUGGAUGGUCAUCUGUGCGGUGGCGACGAGCGACUACCUCCUCGCCGCGAUGGUGGUGUGCCUGGAUCUCUCUGUGCGCAUGAGGAGCGUGGGUCGCUCUUCCAGUCGUCGGGGGCACGGAAUGCAUAGGCUCGAGAGGGAUCAACGACAGGAUGAAGACGGGGAGCACAAUGAUGGCGACGACGACAACGAUGACUUGCUCAGUGCUCGAGAGUACCAGGCCCUGCAGACGUCGCAUCGGAUCUAUGCUGCCGCGAGCCAAGUGUCCCCUGACGCCCGUGUGGCAGCACAGGCGCUCGGUCUGAUGCUUCGCAAGAUUGCGGAAAGCGACGCCGCGGUGGUAGAGGCGGAUGCCAGUGUCAUAGGAGGCGGAGCCACCGGGCCCACGACAACGACAACAACUUACACGCCCGACGGCAUGGAGUCGACACCUUCCAUGACAUGGGACUAUAGUCCAUCAUCAAUCGCCCAGGCCAAGCCUCAGUUCGAGCCUGUGGAUCUGGUCUAUGACCCGGAGGAGUUGUCGUAUGCGAUUCCGAUGUCCAUGAUGAUUGAUGGGUCGGAGAGUAUCGACUGGGGCCUGCUUGACCAAUUCAUACAGAACAUUGACCCGUCCAUCCAGGACCAGCCCAUGGAAUUGCUCUAGCCUGAGUCAGAGGAUGGAUCAAAUAGUUAUCAUAAGUCUCGCAGGCGAACGAUCUCCCAAAAGGGAUCCGUUAAUUUUGAUCAUGAAUCAUGCCCGUG